Thlaspi arvense is the source of this 1283-nucleotide messenger RNA. The record is from the annotation of a GenBank genome assembly. NCBI's taxonomy places the organism in Eukaryota, Viridiplantae, Streptophyta, Magnoliopsida, Brassicales, Brassicaceae.
ACAAUUGGUUGAGAGACUGAGAGAUUGUGGCAAUGGCGGCUAUUGCAGCAGUUCUGUCUCUGCGUUUAGGAACCAUUCGCCCUUCUCAACCUUCCUUUGCCGGUUUCAAUUCGCUCCGGCACCAGACAUCUCUUCUCCGAUGCCAAAGCCUUCUUCUCUCCAGAAAUACGAGGUCUCCGGUCAAUAGGGUUCUUCAGGCUUGCCUCCGAUCCAAUUAUGCAAAUGAUGAUGCUUCGGUUUCGGUUUCGGCUUCAUCACCACAAGAACAUUCUGAGAUUGUAUUUAUGGGUACCGGAACAAGUGAAGGCAUUCCUCGUGUCAGCUGCCUUACUGAUCCUUUGAAAACAUGUUCGGUUUGCACAAAAGCAACGGAACCAGGAAACAAAAACCGGAGACUUAACACCAGCAUCCUUGUUCGGUACAUCAGACCGUCCGGAGGAACAAGCAACAUCCUGAUUGAUUGUGGCAAGUUCUUCUACCAUAGUGCCCUUCGAUGGUUUCCAACUUUCGGGCUAAGAACACUUGAUGCGGUUGUAAUCACUCAUUCUCAUGCUGACGCUAUUGGAGGUCUUGAUGAUCUCCGUGAUUGGACAAACAAUGUUCAACCUCACAUUCCAAUUUACACUGCUAUGCGUGAUCUCGAGGUGAUGAAGAAGACCCAUUAUUACUUGGUUGAUACGAGUGUGAUCAUACCUGGCGCUGCAGUCUCAGAGUUAGAGUUUAAAAUCAUACAAGAGGAUCAGCCAUUCAUGGUAAACGAUCUAAAGAUCAUCCCAUUACCGGUUUGGCAUGGAAGUAAUUACCGUUCCCUUGGUUUUCGGUUUGGUAAUGUCUGCUACAUAAGCGAUGUCAGUGACAUACCUGAAGAAACUUACCCGCUCCUUAGAGACUGUGAUCUCCUAAUUAUGGAUGCUCUGAGGCCUGAUCGAUCUUCAGCAACACAUUUUGGUCUGCCAAGGGCAUUAGAGGAAGUUCGGAAAAUCAAACCAAAAAGAACCCUUUUGACCGGAAUGAUGCAUUUGAUGGACCACGAGAAGGUGAGCGAAGAGCUGGAGAAACUAAUGGACACAGAAGGCCUCGAUGUCCAGCUAAGCUACGAUGGUCUUCGUGUACCAGUCUCAAUUUAACUCGUUUUCAUUUUCCCACCGGUAUAACCCGGUUCAUACCUUAUACAGUAUACAUAUUCCUUUGAUGUAUUAUUCUGUUCAGAACAGCCACCCAAUUGGCCAAUAUAUUUGUAAGCGAUUUGAAAAUUGAAAUCAAUAAGCUCUUGUUUUCGCAAA